Messenger RNA from Thyridium curvatum, 1491 nucleotides. RefSeq lists its product as uncharacterized. Gene Ontology annotation, biological process: glycerophospholipid biosynthetic process. NCBI's taxonomy places the organism in Eukaryota, Fungi, Ascomycota, Sordariomycetes, Thyridiales, Thyridiaceae. The record is from RefSeq and is a predicted model, not a curated record. Bases 1 to 1491 code for a protein of 496 amino acids. Gene Ontology annotation, cellular component: mitochondrion. The transcript has a single exon.
AUGGCACCUUACGUCGACUCAGACUUUGGCGUCGACGCCCCUCUGUCGCCACCCCUCCACCAGGUGACCAGCAACGGCUCCGGCACGGGCUUCAUGCCCAUCCCUACCUCCCCAACCCAGGGCCACCCGGGCUCGAUCGAGGUCCCCGCCUCGCGCUCGUCACACGCCGACGUCUCGGCCUACAUGCACAACCUCUCCAUGUCGCCCUCGAUGCGGGACCGCCGGCCGUCGCGCAACUCCUUCGGCACGUCGCUGCCCAUCCCCAAGUCCAAGCGCCAGUCCCGCCUCAGCUCCGUCACGCGGCCCAACGACGACGACGGCGACGCCCAGACGAGGCCCGGCCUGGCCAAGAUCCAGUCCACGCGCGACCUGCUCGUCUCGCAGGUCCAGGACAUGUCGGGCGGCAAGGUCAAGGCCGCCAAGGACAUGGCCUUUGUCUUUGACAUUGACGGCGUGCUGGUCCACGGCGACCGCCUGAUCCCCGAGGGCCGCCGCGCGCUCGAGAUCCUCAACGGCGACAACGAGCUCGGCAUCAAGAUCCCGCACAUCUUCCUCACCAACGGCUCCGGCAAGCCCGAGGCCGCCCGCGUCCGGCAGCUCGAGGGCAUCCUCGGCCAGCCCAUCUCCACCGACCAGUUCAUCCAGUCGCACACGCCCAUGCGCGCCCUGGCCGAGUACUACGGCACCGUGCUCGUCGUCGGCGGCGAGGGGUACCGCUGCCGCGAGGUCGCCGAGCAGUACGGCUUCCGGGACAUCGUCGUGCCCAACGACAUCGUCGCCUCGGACCCCACCAUCGCGCCCUACCGCGUCUUCACCGACGAGGAGCGCGCGUCCUCGCGCCCGCGCGAUUUUACAAAGGUCAACAUCGAGGCCAUCAUGGUCUUCUCGGACAGCCGCGACUACGCGACCGACAUGCAGAUCAUCAUGGACCUGCUGCGCAGCGAGGACGGCCGUCUCGGCACCGUCGCCAAGGACCCCGUCUCGCAGCGCAUCCCCAUCUACUUCUCGCAGGGCGACAUGCUCUGCCCCACCGAGCACCCCAUCCCGCGCAUGUCGCAGGGCGCCUUCCGCAUCGGCCUCGAGGCCAUGUACAAGUCCCUGACGGGCGUCGAGCUCGAGCGCGUCGUCUACGGCAAGCCCGAGCUCGCGACCUACAAGUACGCCGACGAGGUCAUGGCCUCGUGGAUGGACCAGCUGCACGGCGACGAGCGCGUGCCGCGCAACAUCUACAUGGUCGGCGACAACCCGGCCUCGGACAUCAUCGGCGGCAACAUGUACGGCUGGAACACCUGCCUCGUCCGCACGGGAGUCUUCCAGGGCGGCGAUAACGACGACGAGAACCCGGCCAACUUUGGCGUCUUCAAGAACGUCCUCGAGGCCGUGCAGACGGCCAUCCGCAAGGAGCUCGGCAAGGGCUUCAACUUCAAGUGGGACGAGCGCGUCAACCCCAUCAAGCAUGAUGCCACUAUCGCUUCUGCCAUUGAGGUCUGA